GAGUAUUUGUGUGUGUGUGUGUGUGGGUGUGUGAGUGUGUGUGUUUGCGCAUGAGAGUGAUUGUGUAAGUGCUCUUGUGUAUGGUGGGGGUUAAGUGUAAAUCUCCACUCCCUUUAGAAACUGGCUAAACUCAUCAGUAUGUAAUUUGUAUAGCUCAAAAAUAUGUACAUGUAUUCUUUGUUUCUGCACAGUCAUUCAGUGAUAUUCAUCACCAAGCAGGUUAAUAAACAAACAAUCACCACCCUGUCAUAUGUGUGUUUGUGUGUGUGAUCUUUAUGAGUAAAUCUACACUCUCUGCUCAGCCUGCUCUGCUCAGCCUGGCCUCAGUCCAACACCACACCUCCCGCAGCUGUGGGCUGAACCAGGAAGUCACUCCCACUCUCUCUGUCACGCAGUUUCAGAGAAACGAAACUUAACUCUGUCUCUGUCAGUGUGAGCAGUAAAAUGGCUGAAGGUGGAGGUUUACUGGAUCAGGACCAGUUCAGCUGUGCGAUCUGUCUGGAUCUACUGAAGGAUCCGGUGACUAUUCCCUGUGGACACAAUUACUGUACGGGCUGUAUUAAGGGCUGCUGGGAUCAGGAUGAUCAUACUGGUGUCUACAGCUGUCCCCAGUGCAGAGAGACCGUCACCCCAAGGCCUGUUUUAAGAAAAAACACCAUGCUGGCUGAAGUGGUGGAGAAACUGAAGAAGACAGGACUCCAAGCUGCUCCUCCUGCUCACUGUUACGCUGGACUUGGAGACGUGGCAUGUGAUGUCUGCACUGGGAGAAAGCGCAAAGCUGUCAAGACCUGUCUGGUGUGUCUGGCCUCUUACUGUGAAACGCACCUCAAACUUCAUAAUGAACUCCACCCAGGAAACACACAUAAUGUCAUCAAUGCUACUAGAAACCUGCAGGAGAACAUUUGCCCUCAACAUAAAAAACUGCUGGAGGUUUACUGUCGUACUGAUCAGCAGUGUAUCUGUCUGCUGUGUGUGAUGGAUGAACACAGCGGGCAUAAAACAGUCUCAACUGCAGUAGAAAGGACUGAGAAAAAGAAGCAGCUGGGGGCGACACAGACUAAACUCCAGCAGAGAAUCCAGGAGAGGGAGAAGGAGCUACAGGAUCUGAGACAGGCUGUGCAGUCAAUCAAGCGCUCUGCACAGGCAGCAGUGGAGGACAGUGAGAGGAUCUUUACUGAGCUGAUCCGCUCCAUUGAGAGAAGACGCCCUGAGGUGAAAGAGCUGAUCAGAGAUCAGGAGAAGGCUGAAUUGAGUCGGGCUGAAGGACUCCUGGAGCGACUAGAGCAGGAGAUUGCUGAGCUGAGGAGGAGAGAUGCUGAGCUGGAGCAGUUUUCACACACAGAGGAUCACAUCCAGUUUCUUCAGAGCUGUCAGUCUGUCUGUGCCCUUUCUGGACCUGGAGACUUUCCCAGCAUCAUUGUCAGUCCACACGACUUGUUUGAGGCUCUGACGAAAUCUGUCUCUGAACUGAAAGAGCGACUGGAGGACGUCUGCCAGGUGGAAUUAGCGAAGAUUUCUAUAAAAGUGGGAGAAGUUCAUAAUGAGCCCAGGACCAGAGAAGACUUCUUACAAUAUUCCUGUCAGCUCACUCUGGACCCCAACACAGCACAUAAACAGCUCUCUCUGUCUGAGGGGAACAGAGAGGUGACCUGUGGGUUCCACAGCCAGCCAUAUCCUGAUCAUCCAGAGAGAUUUGACGACUGGCCCCAAGUGCUGUGCAGAGAGGGUCUGUCUGGACGCUGUUACUGGGAGUUUGAGUGGAGAGGGAAUGGGGUUUAUAUAGCAGUCUCAUAUAAAGAGAUCAGCAGGAAAGGGCGGGGUUAUGAAAGCGGUCUGGGACGUAAUAACAAAUCCUGGAGUUUGCUCUCCUCUUCCGGCGGUUACUCUUUCCUGCACAAUGAUGAGAGCACUGUAAUCCCUGGUCCCCCCUCCUCCAGAAUAGGAGUGUACCUGGAUCACAGGGCAGGAACUCUGUCUUUCUACAGCGUCUCUGACACAAUGACCCUCCUGCACAGAGUCCAGAUCACAUUCACUCAGGCCCUCUAUCCUGGGUUUGGGGUUUAUUUUGGAUCCUCUGUAAAGCUGUGUGAUCUGGGAUGAGGCAGCGAGCGAUGGGAAGACCUGGGCCCUGGUUCUGAGGCUAGGCUAGCUCAGUUAGCAUUGCGGCCGUACAGAGCGCUCGUUUGCUCGCCUGUCUCUGCUCCUCUGCUCCUCGCGUCUGCAGGCACACUCAGCAGAACCCUGCUCCUUUGCUUGAGGCUUCAGUGCUCGACUAAUCAAGUCCUAAUUCACGUUUAUGAAACAGAGUUAGCCAGAAUUAAAUUCCCGACAUUAUUUGACACAGCGUCAUAUUACCCUGUAUUUUUAAGUGACAUACAUGAAACAGGGCCCAGCUGUAAUUAAAGUGGGAGGAAAAACAUUCAGAUGAUUUAAUUAAAUAUUAGUCUUAAAUUAAUUAAACAAAUAUAGAUUCUAGUUUGAUUUAACACUGAUUAUUUUGCUGCAUAAGAGAUUUUUAAACCGAUUGAAUUUAUAAACAAGUUUUAUAAAACUUCUUAUUUUUAAAGUGUAUUAAAUUUGAGGUGGUAUAAUAGAAUUAUAGUUUUGGGGGAGUUUUUUAAAGGCACUUACUCAUUCAAAUAAAUGAAAUAUACAGAAAACAGAAUACAUUUCUUUUAAAAGAUGAAA
Messenger RNA from Anguilla anguilla (European eel), 2688 nucleotides. RefSeq names its product tripartite motif-containing protein 16-like. The record is from RefSeq and is a predicted model, not a curated record. Gene Ontology annotation, molecular function: protein binding; zinc ion binding. The transcript has 6 exons. NCBI's taxonomy places the organism in Eukaryota, Metazoa, Chordata, Actinopteri, Anguilliformes, Anguillidae. The coding region runs from base 445 to 2100 and encodes 551 amino acids.